This is a messenger RNA of Danio aesculapii, 2377 nucleotides long. RefSeq names its product protein-L-isoaspartate (D-aspartate) O-methyltransferase domain containing 2a (gene pcmtd2a). Gene Ontology annotation, cellular component: cytoplasm. NCBI's taxonomy places the organism in Eukaryota, Metazoa, Chordata, Actinopteri, Cypriniformes, Danionidae. The coding region runs from base 287 to 1417 and encodes 376 amino acids. Gene Ontology annotation, biological process: protein modification process. The transcript is spliced from 7 exons. The record is from RefSeq and is a predicted model, not a curated record. Gene Ontology annotation, molecular function: protein-L-isoaspartate (D-aspartate) O-methyltransferase activity.
GGUGUUUCCCGUGACGAGUUUCUCCCCAAAACACAUCCAUCCUCAUAUUUGUCCCGUCUUUGUCUUCAUUUCUGACUACUUUUCGCAGUGAAUUUUAGAAAACUACCCGGAUGUUUAACAAACACACUGCACAAUAUAUGCGAUUGUUGGCGAAUGGCGCAGCUGCAUUUGAGCGCGCGGUGAUUGGUGGACCAUCCUUCACAUCUGCAGUUUCUACACAGCGUCUCUGGGGAAGCUUCAACUUUCAGCAGCGCCACCAUCCGUCAACUGGAGAAAAUGAGCUAAAAUGGGAGGCGCAGUCAGUGCUGGAGAGGACAAUGAUGAGUUGAUCGACAACCUGAAAGAGGCCCAGUACAUCCGCUCAGAUCUGGUAGAGCAUGCCUUUAGGGCCAUUGAUCGUGCCGACUACUAUCUGGAAGAGUUUCGUGACAGCGCCUACAAGGAUCUGGCCUGGAGACACGGCAACAUCCACCUCUCUGCACCCUGUAUCUACUCUGAGGUGAUGGAGGCUCUGGAUCUGCAGCCGGGUCUGUCCUUUCUCAACCUGGGCAGCGGCACAGGCUACCUCAGCACCAUGGUGGGACUUGUACUGGGGUCAUUUGGUGUAAAUCAUGGUGUUGAAUUGCAUGAAGAUGUUAUAGAGUAUGCGUAUCAGAAGCUGGACUUCUUCAUCAAGACCAAUGAUAGUUUUGACAGGUUUGAUUUCUGCGAGCCCUCCUUUGUGGUGGGCAACUGUUUGGAGAUUGCGCCAGAAAGCAGACAGUAUGACAGGGUUUACUGUGGCGCAGGAGUCCAGAGGGAACACGAAGACUACAUGAAGAAGCUGUUGAAGGUUGGAGGAAUCCUAGUACUGCCACUGGAGGAAAAGCUCACUAAAAUUACUCGGACAGGAUAUAACACAUGGGAAAUGAGAAAGAUAAUCGCUGUAUCCUUCGCACCACUUGUGCUCCCAAAACACAAAGAAAAUGGCAAACCGAGAGCAGUCUCUCUACCUGCUAUGUUCGAGGUGCGGAGUCUUCAGGAUUUGUCUCGCAUCAACAUCCGUCACAUUCUGAAGAAAUGUGGAUCCGGAUCUUUGCCACAACCUCGGAGAACUGGACUGAAGCGAAGAAACCAUCGCUCUCAGAAACGUGAGCACCGCGACACCCCUCUCCUGACCAACAGUUAUCUGUUCAUGAGUCGCUUGAUUCCAGGACCCAUGGACAACAACAACAACCAGUCCUCCACAGACAAUGAGGACGAAGAUGAAGACCUCCGACGGGUCUGUGAACUAGAGGAGAAAGAAGAGAACGAGAGGAGGAAAGAGGGCAGCGUUUUGGUGAUGGACACUCCAGUAAACCUCUUAAGGGAGAGGAUCCUCGGUCUACCUUUGCCAGAGCCUCUCAAGAUGUAUCUCCUCUACUACAGAGAGAAGUAAACCUCCUUUUCCAAAUCAGUAGCCUACUCACAGCUAACUAACACUGUCAUGGUUCUUUAGUCAACCACUUUCCUUGUCAUGGUCACUUUUUAUUAUUGCGCCGCUUUUUUGUAAUGCCAAGUUAAGAUGCAUCGUUUCAUUUAUCUGAUGGGAAAAUAUGGUUCCACCAAGUCACAGAGAAAUGCUAAUCCAUUUAUAAUGGGAUCAACAAAUGGAUUGAAAACUCAAUCUUAGUUGCGUAUUAUUUGUGAUGGGAUUUAAAAAAAAGGAUUGGCUGAUAAUUUGCUAAAUCUUAAAUGCAAUGUAUUCUCACUUGUUUUGUGUGUUAUUAUAUACCGUCUAGUUUCAGUUAUUGGAUUUACUAUGAGAAGAGAAAAUCAGAAAAUUCUUGUCUAAUCGUGUGCUGGAUUACUCUUAUAUUGUGUGAAAAUACAAAGACACGUUUAAAGAUGUCAGUUGUCCAUCCAAAUUUGUGUCGUAAAAUUUCAGGAUGAAAGACUUUAAUAGGUUAACAGAUGUUUUGCCAAUGAAAAAAAAGAGAACUUGUUUUUGUUUGUUUGUUUCCAGGACUUUUGUGUUUGCUUUUAAAUAGCCUAUAGUGAUUCUGAAUUCAGGUUCUGGUGUGCACUUUGUAAUGUUGAAUGCAACACAAGAUUAACUGAUUGUUUUUUGAAUUAUACUUGUUUUUUACUAUAUUCCAAUAUUAUGACCAAUCUUUCACCUUCAGAAUAUUUUUUUAAAUCUGUGGGAAAAUGUUAAGUAGAAUUGCUUAUUAACUGUAAUGUAUCACUAUUGAAAGUGUACAUGUGACAGUUGCUUCAGUUUAAUCGGGUGCCAAAGGGUUAACCCUUAUGUGCUGUUGGGGAUGUUUUAAUCCACUCUGGGGUGAUUUUUUUUGUCUUAAUUUGGCCACAACUUUCUCUGUGUUUCCGCUAGCAGAAUGAUUUUUGGUGACAAAUC